AGCCUGUUGCUUUCCCAGUGGCUCCAGGUCGGUUUUUCCUGGCAACUCUGGUGUGACUUCCAAACUUCUGGGCUCCGGGCACACCUCGGAAUUUGCCCCCGCCCCCAGCCGGCUCCCGGGGCCCAGAGGUCGCCGGCUACUGGAGCGACUGGGGCUCAGCUUGUAGCCUGGUGUUGGGGGCAUCGGCAGGGAUGAAGCCAUCGUGGUUGCAGUGUCGUAAAGUAACCGGCGCAGGAGGACUCGGGGGACCCUUGCCCGGGUCUUCUUCGGCCCGCGGAGGCGGUGUGGCCCGCAGGGCUUUGGUGGCCCCGGGCCCUCGGGGCACUCUCGGGGUCCGGGGCUGCCGGGCGCUGUCUUCCGGGGGCAGCGAGUACAAGACGCACUUCGCUGCCUCGGUGGCCGAUCCUGAGAGAUUCUGGGGCAAAGCUGCUGAGCAGAUCAGCUGGUAUAAACCCUGGACCAAAACGAUGGAGCACAAACACCCACCGUCCACCAGCUGGUUUGUGGAAGGAAUGCUGAACAUUUGUUACAAUGCCAUCGAUCGUCAUAUUGAAAAUGGAAAGGGUGACAAGAUUGCUAUCAUCUAUGACAGUCCUGUUACAAAUACGAAAGAAACUAUUACUUAUAAGGAAGUCCUGGAACAGGUCUCUAAACUAGCUGGUGUUUUGGUCAAGUACGGUAUCAAAAAAGGUGACACUGUGGUCAUCUACAUGCCCAUGAUCCCUCAAGCAAUGUAUACCAUGCUGGCAUGUGCAAGGAUAGGAGCUAUCCACAGUCUCAUAUUCGGAGGAUUUGCAUCUAAAGAACUAAGUAGCCGCAUUGAUCAUUCAAAGCCCAAGGUGCUCGUAACAGCCUCAUUUGGCAUUGAACCCGGACGGAAAGUAGAGUACAUCCCGCUUAUAGAAGAAGCCCUACAAAUAGGGCAACACAAACCCAAUAAAGUGCUCAUCUAUAAUCGUCCGAAUAUGGAAGAAGUUCCUUUGGUGCCAGGUCGUGACCUUGAUUGGAAAGAAGAGAUGGCAAAAGCCCAGUCCCAUGACUGUGUUCCUGUGCUUUCAGAGCAUCCUCUGUAUAUUCUUUACACAUCUGGAACAACUGGGCUACCUAAGGGCGUGGUCAGGCCCACUGGGGGAUAUGCUGUGAUGCUAAACUGGACCAUGUCUUCCAUAUAUGGACUUAAACCUGGAGAGGUGUGGUGGGCAGCUUCUGAUUUAGGCUGGGUUGUUGGACAUUCAUACAUCUGCUAUGGGCCUCUCCUGCAUGGGAACACUACAGUUUUAUAUGAGGGGAAGCCUGUGGGAACACCUGAUGCCGGCGCUUACUUCCGAGUGCUUGCGGAGCAUGGAGUUGCUGCACUGUUUACAGCCCCAACUGCAAUUAGAGCAAUCCGUCAACAGGACCCCGGGGCGGCCCUGGGGAAGCAGUACUCUCUGCCAAGGUUCAAAACAUUAUUUGUGGCUGGAGAACGAUGUGAUAUAGAGACUCUAGAAUGGUCCAAAAAAGUCUUCAGAGUUCCUGUCCUCGACCACUGGUGGCAGACUGAAACUGGCUCCCCAAUUACAGCAUCAUGUGUUGGAUUAGGUAACUCUAAAGCUCCUCCACCAGGUCAAGCAGGAAAAUCUGUUCCAGGAUACAAUGUUAUGAUUUUGGAUGACAACAUGCAAAAACUGAAGGCUCGAAGUUUAGGAAAUAUUGUGGUAAAGUUGCCGUUACCACCUGGGGCUUUUUCAGGACUCUGGAAGAACCAGGAAGCAUUCAAGCAUCUGUAUUUUGAAAAAUUUCCUGGAUACUAUGACACAAUGGAUGCUGGCUAUAUGGAUGAAGAAGGCUAUGUGUACGUCAUGUCUCGAGUUGAUGAUGUCAUAAAUGUUGCCGGACACAGGAUUUCUGCAGGUGCCAUCGAAGAGUCUAUCCUGUCCCAUGGUGCUGUUGAUGACUGUGCUGUAGUUGGCAAGGAAGAUCCUUUGAAAGGUCACAUUCCCUUAGCAAUCUGUGUGUUGAAGAAGGGUAUCAAUGCAACGGAACAACAGGUUUUAGAAGAAAUCGUGAAACAUGUGAGACAGAAUAUUGGGCCGGUGGCUGCUUUUCGAAAUGCCGUGUUUGUUAAACAAUUGCCCAAAACCAGAUCUGGCAAAAUUCCACGAUCGACUUUAUCAGCCUUAGUCAAUGGCAAGCCAUAUAAGGUGACACCCACAAUUGAAGACCCCAGCAUUUUUGGGCACAUAGAAGAAGUCCUGAAAAAUUCAUUGUGAUGUUUGUUUGGAUUAUGAGUUGGUUUGAGUCAAUUCUGUAGCUGGAAUUAAGUGUUUGAGUUAUUUCCCAGAAACAAAAAUUUACAUAGGAAUUACUUGCCAAUUAAAUGUGAAAUGUGAAGUUUCGAUGUAACUAAUCUAUUAAAAACAAGUGAAAGAACUUGUCUGCUUUGACCCAGUCAUAUCCUUUCCACUGCCUGUGAAAAGCUCACUCUAUAUUGCCCACUUCUGUGAGAAAAACAUGCCCAUUUUAUGCUUUUUAAAUAUUGUUCUCUUGGGUUUUCGGGCUUUUGGCUAAGAUCAAGUGUAAAAAUUGUUCCCCAGGAAAUAUCCUCUAAUUGGAAGUGCUCUUAUAAAUAUAUCCUGUCAAAGUUUAGAAUACAAUUCAAUGUCACAAAAUAAUUAAAAUUGCUCUUGUAGAAAUUCUUAAUAUUUGCUAAUAUUCUUCAGAUGCCUACAUUGUUUUAAGUGAAACAGACAAAAUGGGAAUUUUAGGUAACCAUGUAGACAGAUGAAGUUAUUGUCUGGGGCUGGGGUGGGGGAAGACCCGUGUGGCCAUAUGCUUCCCGAGGGAGGGUACAAAGCCAGGGUUACAGCUCUGCCUUCUGGGCAUUUGUCACUGGGACAAAGGAAAUCACCAAUCGGGCAGAGAACCUAAAGGUUUUUCAACCAGUCUUUUCAUCUUGGGAGACAAAGCUUCCCAACACCCCUCAUGAUUCAAUUGCUUAAUGCAUUGUUUAUUAUGAUUCUGACUUUGUUAUUGAGUCAAGGAAAUAACACACAAAUGCAGUAGAGUGGCAAGGAAAUCUCUUAAGGAAGAAAGGGCAAGCUGCAUUUCAGGUCAGUAGGGAAUGGUGGAGACCAGAAAGCACUGCUGUACCCCAGGACUGCCCGUCCUGGUCCUGGAAGAAUGUGUGAUUGGCGACAAUUCUUCUGAUUGGGGGGUUGGCGACAGGGAUCCUGCAGUGAGAGGCUUGCAUUGAGAAGCCAAAAAUCCAUCUUUUUUGUGAGAGCUAUAAUUUUUACAUUAAUAAUGACACCUGUAAGAAUGAUGUCAAAAUAUAUCUUCACACUUAAAUUUCUACAAAACUAGAAAGCCUAUUUCUUAGAAAUUUAAAAUUUGUAUUUAGUAAGCUUAUGGGAAUGUACUGAAAAACUAGAAUAGAUAUAUAAAUAGGGAACUAACUGUUUGAUUUAUUUAGUGCUGUAAAUAAAUGCAUCUGUUAUCAAAGAAAGCAUUUAAGCACUAAAUGUGUACUAUACCCUCUGAAUCUUUGAAGAUUCUCAAAGCAUUUCUCAGCCUUUUAGUCAUUUGGGAAGAUUAUUAACAAGAACACAUUGUCCUAACAGAAUAGUUUGGGUACAGGAAAGCCAUGUGAUUCAUAAUAAUGAAAAUUUACUUGUUUGUCUUGUAGAAAUUACAACCUGUAUAAAAUAUUCUGAAAAUAUUAGCAUUUUUUGCACUAUAGGGUACAGAAUAAAUGGUUUCUUAGUAAAUUCCUAUUUGCUUAAACUCCUUGUUAUAUCCGAAAAGAUAUAUUUAUCUUUAAUUAUUUUAGUAGUCUGAAUUAAUCCAGCUAAUUAGCUUCCAUAUCAUUUGAAACUUUUGGUUUCCUUGAAAUACAUAUUUUUUAUUGGCUACAUUCUUUUGUAAUUAUUGGAACUAUAGCACUUGUAAAUAAAUUGUUUUAAUGUCUUAGCAUUAAAAUGUUCCCCUUAUUUCUUCCAUAGGAGGCGGUUAGCUGAGCCAACAAGUAUGUAAAAGUUGCAUCUCUUGUCCUCUUGCAAGUUUUCCCUGGUAAUCUCGUCCAAGGGGACAUUUCAACAAGCAGGCUUGGGCUAUUGCCCAGUUAGGUGGGUCUGGAAAUUGCUGGCUGAGCCCAGGGAGGUCACUGUUCCUUGGGUGUCACUGAGGCAACUUAUCUCCUUUGCAGUCAGAGGAAGUACUGCUAUCCCCAUUUGACUAAAAUUAGGCCAAUAAAGGUCUGCUCAAGCCAUCAAACUGCUUAUAAUUUGGGAACAAAUUAAAGAAAAUUUUUCUGUUAAAUAGUAUAAAUCACUUUUACUAAAAAGCCUAUGAAGUACUUGGAAUUAAAUGUAUUUCUAAUACAACAAUAUAAUGUUCUAAAACAUGCUGUCAGACUGUU
Messenger RNA from Octodon degus (degu), 4399 nucleotides. It is a transcript of the gene Acss3, whose product is annotated as acyl-CoA synthetase short chain family member 3. The record is from RefSeq and is a predicted model, not a curated record. The transcript is spliced from 16 exons. NCBI's taxonomy places the organism in Eukaryota, Metazoa, Chordata, Mammalia, Rodentia, Octodontidae. Bases 192 to 2252 code for a protein of 686 amino acids.